GUGCAAGUGUUGUUCGCCUACUUGGUCGUUGAAUGCGACGCACUUCAUAACCACCAGUUGAACCAAGCUGGUUACAUUGGUGCAGGAUACACUGGCUACGCCGAUUCUAGCGUGGCCGCUUCUUACGGGGGAUACGAGGCUUAUGCAUCUCCGCCUCAGCCGUACAACUUUGGCUACAACAAUGUGAACGAAUACGGUAGCCGGCAGUUCCACACUGAGCAGGGUGACUCCAACAACGCCAAGACAGGCUCCUACGGCUAUAGAGACGCGAACGGCCUCUUUCGACGAGUGAAAUACGUGGCCGACGCGUAUGGCUUCCGAGCCACUGUGGACACCAACGAGCCGGGCACCGUACCUGGUGCAGGCGCAGACGCGGUGUUCAACGCUGCACCGCCGGCAGCAAAAUACUUAGCUGGGGGCUAUGCUGGUUACAGCGGAUACGGAUACAAUCUCUACGCAGGCGCUGCUGGACCCUUUGGCUUCACCCCUUACGGGCGUUACGGGGGCAAUCCCAGCGGCUCGGAUGAACUUGCCUAUGGCAGCCAAUCUGCCCAUGUCUACACUGCCACUGGUUAUGGUGCAGGUUACAGACCUGGUGCCUAUGGCCGCCAUGUUGGAUACGAAAGCUGGCUUUCCACUAAUCACGCACUCCGUCGUCGUUGCUGCAUUCAUUCCUUAUUGGGAUCCUAG
Rhipicephalus microplus (southern cattle tick) is the source of this 690-nucleotide messenger RNA. RefSeq names its product adult-specific rigid cuticular protein 15.5-like. The record is from RefSeq and is a predicted model, not a curated record. Lineage: Eukaryota; Metazoa; Arthropoda; Arachnida; Ixodida; Ixodidae.